AUUGUUUUAGUUUAAUAUUUAUUAUGUUUUAGUGUACUUAGUGUAAUACAAUAUACAAUAAAAGAAUUUUAUCUAAAAAAAAAACUAUUAAGUAUAUCAUAAUAUAGGUACUGGUUUUAAUUCGGAUAUCGCUGGGACGAUCUGGUUACGAUUUUGUUUUCACGGCACAGGUUGAAACGGAGGAAACAUUCGUAUUUUUAAUUAAAAUACAUUAAAGAAUUAAAAUACAUUAACAAAAUAUGUUUGGGCUUCAAUGGAAUUGUUUUAUUAUAUCGUGAAGUUUUCGCAUUUCUAUAAUAUUUAUUAAGUGAUGAUAUUUAAGUUCAACUAAUCACUACUCCAUUCGGAUAUGUAGUGCUGAUGCUGAUCGAUAUAUCGUGAUCUUCCUCUCUAUUUUGUAACAACUAUGUAAAUUGUACCAUAGUUAGCAAAAAACGAUAUAUUAUUAAAACAUGAAUUGAAUGACAAAUCCACAUCCCUAACAAACUUACCUACACAGUUCCUCACAAAUACAAAAUCCUUGAGUGAAACCAUGCGUGCUAGCCCUACCCUGCGUUGACAUUUUGACAUACAACUGUCAAUGUCAUUAGCAGUUCGCAUUGCGCGCGCCUCCUUUUGUUUACUUUACGUCUGACCGUUAUCAUUUUAACUGGGAGUUGGUGCAUCUUAUUUUAAAAAUAUUACUUCACCAAAUCUGCCAUACUAAAAAUAUAGCUAAUCAAUUGAGAUACAUUAGUCACUGUGCUAACAACUUCGCCCAAAAUCAGUUUUUUAAAUUUUGCACUUACUGGUGAAAAUAUUACCACACGAUGCCUAAUUUGAGUUUCCUGGAUAAAUACUCAAAUCAGUCGGCGAAAAAAACAGUAUACGUGUGUACAUUUGAAUCUCCAGUGGGUGAAGUGAUUGCAGCUGCAGACAAUGAAUAUUUGUACGUUGUCACUUUCGAGGAUUCUAAAGUGUUCGAAAAAAGUUUCAAAACUCUUAGUGAUGAACUAUCCUGUAACUUUAAGCAAGAAAAGAAUGGUAUUUUGAAUCAGUUUGAAAAGGAACUCAUGGCAUAUUUGAAUGGUGAUAUAAAGAAGUUCUCAGUGCCUAUAAAAUCCUAUGGCUCUGACUUUCAGAAGGAGGUUUGGAACAAGCUCUUAGAGCUUCCUUAUGCAUCAACAAUGUCUUAUGGUGACCUGGCUAAAGCCAUGGGACGGCCAGGCAGCCACGCCAGGGCUAUCGGUGCAGCCUGCGGUGCAAAUUCCCAUCUCGUGGUGGUGCCCUGUCACCGUCUAGUGGGAUCUGCAUCCAAAGGUGGGUUCAACAGUGGGGUUGACCGAAAGGAAUGGCUACUACAACAUGAAAAGAAACAUUCAUGAUUUUGGUAAUGUAAAAUUUGUAUUAUAAAUAAGUACAAAAUAAAUCAUUUUGAUUUUUCUCUUAUUCAUAAACAUUCACUAAAGUUAUAAUGCUGAUAAAGUUUGUUUGUCCC
Messenger RNA from Leguminivora glycinivorella, 1477 nucleotides. RefSeq names its product methylated-DNA--protein-cysteine methyltransferase. Lineage: Eukaryota; Metazoa; Arthropoda; Insecta; Lepidoptera; Tortricidae. Gene Ontology annotation, biological process: DNA repair. The record is from RefSeq and is a predicted model, not a curated record. The transcript is spliced from 2 exons. Bases 810 to 1364 code for a protein of 184 amino acids. Gene Ontology annotation, molecular function: methylated-DNA-[protein]-cysteine S-methyltransferase activity.